This is a messenger RNA of Gloeophyllum trabeum ATCC 11539, 2143 nucleotides long. RefSeq names its product DUF803-domain-containing protein. The coding region runs from base 12 to 1925 and encodes 637 amino acids. Gene Ontology annotation, biological process: magnesium ion transport. Gene Ontology annotation, molecular function: magnesium ion transmembrane transporter activity. The transcript has 14 exons. The record is from RefSeq and is a predicted model, not a curated record. Gene Ontology annotation, cellular component: membrane. NCBI's taxonomy places the organism in Eukaryota, Fungi, Basidiomycota, Agaricomycetes, Gloeophyllales, Gloeophyllaceae.
ACCCGCACGAAAUGUCCUCUACGACGUCGGCGUCGGCGUCUGCGACGUCGUCCGCGUCUCCUACUCUCUCCGCCGGUUCCAAUCUGAAAGUCGUCGGUAUCAUUCUAGCCGUAGCAAGUGGUGUUUUAAUCGGGUCGAGCUUCGUCUUCAAGAAGAAGGGCUUGUUACGCUCGCAGGCCGGGCAGAUAGCAGGAGAAGGUGUUGCCUACCUCAAGUCGCCACUAUGGUGGUUAGGCAUGAUCAUGAUGAUUAUGGGGGAGUUAUGUAACUUCGCCGCAUACGCUUUUGUGGAGGCAUUGAUUGUGACCCCUAUGGGAGCCCUCUCCGUGGUCAUAUGCGCUAUCCUGUCGUCGAUCUUCCUCAAAGAAACCCUCAGCUUCUUUGGUUGGCUGGGAUGCGGUCUCUGUAUUAUUGGUUCAGUUGUUAUAGCCCUGAAUGGGCCCCAAGAAGCUUCUGUCGGACAAAUCACUGAAUUUCAGAAGCUUUUUCUUGCGCCGGGAUUCCUUGCCUAUGCAGGGGUACUCAUAGCCGCCUCCCUAGUAAUCGUAUUCUUCGUCGCGCCUAAGUAUGGGAAUAAGCAUAUGCUUUGCUAUAUUAUGGUCUGUAGCAUGAUUGGCGGUAUUAGUGUCAGCGUCACAACUGGCCUCGGGGCUGCCAUCGUCACGACGGCUUUUGGUGACAAUCAGUUCAAGCACUGGUUCAUCUAUUUCCUGAUGAUCUUUGUGGCUGUCACCUUGAUUACGGAAGUUUUCUACUUGAACAAAGCUCUAGCUAUAUUCAAUACAGCUAUGGUCACUCCCACGUACUACGUGAUCUUCACCUUCUUCUCUAUGGUGACCACUAUUGUCCUUUUCCAAGGCCUGAAAGCCUCCGCAGCACAAAUCCUCACCAUCGUCAUGGGCUUCCUCACCAUAUGUGUCGGGAUCACAAUACUGCAAAUGUCCAAGGUCGAUCCGAACGAAUUCAAGAAGUUGGAUAGGAAGUCUACCAUCCUUCUCCAAGCUGCCCGAGCCCACACAGAAGCCGUGGACGAGAAGGACAUUGCUGGGAUCGAAGACCCCGGUAUCGACGCCCUGCGGGGUUCAUUCGGCGCUUUUGGUAGUAUCGUUAGGGCGAAGAGCGCUAGGAGGAUGAGCAUGAGCACGAAUGGUACCGUGCGCUCACGGCGGCAUCGCGAUCGCGAAUCGGACCUCGACAUGGAGCGCAACGGCAGCGUCUACGAUCCUGGCUCUGAGUUCCGAGGACACCUGAAGCGUCAUCAGCUGUAUGAUGCCCCAAUGCCGUCACCAAAUGCUCAGGAGACCGGCUCAUACAGAGAAUCGGUCACUAGUAGACCAUCGAUAGCCAAUAUGCGGACUCCGACGAUCAAGUUCGGCAGUCAAGACGUCGUACAUCAGUAUUUCCCGACCGUCACCGGGGACCACUCCGCUACUCACGAACAUCGGGAAGCGCACCAUUCAGCUACCCUCCCUCCCACUCCUAAACCUCAUCAAGCCUCGGAUCCCUUCAGGCAACCAUCACUGCCCGCCACUCAGGAGGAGGCUGACGGUGCGCUGCGCUCCGCGCCUCCAGUCAUGACUGGUCUGAACACUUCGGACCCGUAUCAUCGACCUCAUGCAGAAGAUCCCUUUGCCGGGUCUCCAUCAACAUCGACCCUUUCCUCCUUCCCCUCAAUAAGUUCAAUAACGCAAGCCACCCGAGGAUCAAGCAUACGGCCUUCAUUUAUCAGUGACGACGACGAUGUACGUAAUAGCCGCCACCACCAUCACCAUCAUCAUCACCGACAGUACCCCAGGGGAGAUAAAGACGCGGACAAGGAAGAGAGCGAGAGCCUGGUGCACCGGUCGUCGUCCGAGGACGACGACGUGCCGCCGAACCUCGGCUCUAUACGCCUCGUUCCCAGCGGGUCCUUUACGAAGUUCUGACAGCUGUUUCUUGGGAUGUUUAGAGGCGUGUACUUGUACGCUGAGGCUCAGGCUUCGUUGUUUUACUACUUAUACUAUCUCUCUCUGUAUCGGACCUACGGACCAGUAGAACUACGGAUGUAUCGCGUCUUUCGAUCUUCGCGCAUACAUGUUGCCUUACUAUUUACGACAUUCACGAGUCUUACUCUGAGGACAGUAUUGCAAUUGACUGACUGCAG